Echinops telfairi (small Madagascar hedgehog) is the source of this 10141-nucleotide messenger RNA. RefSeq names its product cadherin EGF LAG seven-pass G-type receptor 1 (gene CELSR1). Gene Ontology annotation, biological process: G protein-coupled receptor signaling pathway; homophilic cell-cell adhesion; cell surface receptor signaling pathway. Gene Ontology annotation, molecular function: calcium ion binding; G protein-coupled receptor activity. The annotation marks the transcript as partial. NCBI's taxonomy places the organism in Eukaryota, Metazoa, Chordata, Mammalia, Afrosoricida, Tenrecidae. The transcript is spliced from 35 exons. The record is from RefSeq and is a predicted model, not a curated record. Gene Ontology annotation, cellular component: plasma membrane.
GGGCGCGCGUCUGGCGUCCGGGUGGCGCUGGCGCUGGAGGCGGCCGCGGGGACGUCCUCGCGUUACCGGUCGCCUCCGUACCCGCGCCAGGCUGGAGCGGGAAUGGCCCGGCGGGCCCGGCGGGGCGCGGGUGGCAGCACGAGCCCACAGUUCCCGCUGCCCAGCUACCAGGUGUCGGUGCCCGAAAACGAGCCAGCGGGGACGACGGUCAUUGAGCUGCAGGCGCAGGACCCGGACGAGGGCGACGCGGGGCGCCUGAGCUAUCAGAUGGAGGCACUGUUCGAUGAGCGCUCCAACGGCUACUUCCUCAUCGACGCCGUCACGGGCGCAGUCAGCACGGCCCGCGCGCUGGACCGCGAGACCAAGGACACGCAUGUGCUCAAGGUGAGCGCCGUGGACCACGGCUCACCGCGGCGCUCGACGGCCACCUACCUUACCGUCACGGUCAGCGAUACCAACGACCACAGUCCUGUCUUUGAGCAGUCCGAGUAUCGCGAGCGCGUGCGGGAAAAUCUCGAGGUAGGCUACGAGGUGCUAACUAUCCGCGCCACCGACGGCGACGCCCCCUCCAACGCCAACAUGCGCUACCGCCUGCUGCAGGGCGCGGGUGGCGUCUUUGAGAUUGACCCGCGCUCGGGCGUUGUGCGCACGCGGGCGCCGGUGGACCGGGAGGAGGCGGCUGAGCACCAGCUGCUGGUGGAAGCUAACGACCAGGGCCGCAACCCGGGCCCGCUCACCGCCACGGCCACGGUUCACAUCACCGUGGAGGAUGAGAACGACAACUACCCGCAGUUCAGCGAGAAGCGCUACGUGGUGCAGGUGCGGGAGGACGUGGCAGUGAACACGCCCGUACUGCGCGUGCAGGCCACCGACCGGGACCAGGGCCAGAACGCCGCCAUCCACUACAGCAUUGUCAGCGGGAACCUCAAAGGGCAGUUCUACCUGCACGCGCUGAGCGGCAGCCUGGACGUCAUCAACCCCCUGGACUUCGAGGCCAUCCGGGAGUACACACUGCGAAUCAAGGCUCAGGACGGGGGCCGCCCACCGCUCAUCAACUCCUCGGGUCUGGUGGCCGUGCAGGUGCUGGAUGUCAACGACAAUGCCCCCAUCUUCGUGAGCAGCCCCUUCCAGGCGUCCGUGCUGGAGAACGUGCCCCUGGGCCACUCCGUGCUUCACAUCCAGGCAGUGGACGCCGAUGCCGGGGAGAAUGCCCGGCUGCACUACCGCCUGGUGGACAUGGUCGGGGCGGGGGCUGGCGAGGGCUUGGAGGAUGCCGGCCAGGGCCAGGCCUUCCCCUUCCAGAUCCACAAUAGCACCGGGUGGAUCACCGUGUGUGCCGAGCUGGACCGGGAGGAGGUGGAGUACUUCAGCUUUGGGGUGGAGGCUGUGGACCACGGCUGGCCUCCCAUGAGCUCCUCAGCGAGCGUGUCCAUCACAGUGCUGGACGUCAAUGACAAUGACCCGGUGUUCACGCAGCCUGUGUACGAGCUGCGCCUCAAUGAGGACGCGGCCGUGGGCAGCAGCGUGCUCACCCUGCAGGCCCGAGACCUGGAUGCCCACAGCGUGAUCACCUACCAGCUCACGGGAGGCAACACACGGAACCGCUUCGCGCUCAGCAGCCAGAGUGGCGGUGGGCUCAUCACGCUGGCCCUGCCGCUGGACUAUAAGCAGGAGCGGCAGUACGUGCUGGCGGUGACCGCGUCCGACGGCACCCGCUCACACACCGCGCAGGUCUUCAUCAACGUCACCGAUGCCAACACCCACCGCCCCGUCUUCCAGAGCUCACACUACACAGUCAGCGUCAGCGAGGACCGGCCCGUGGGCACCUCUAUCGCCACCAUCAGCGCCACCGACGAGGACACGGGGGAGAAUGCCCGGAUCACCUAUGUGCUGGCCGACCCAGUGCCGCAGUUCCGCAUUCACCCCGACAGCGGCACCAUCUUCACCACCACGGAGCUGGACUACGAGGACCAGGCCGCCUACACGCUAGCCAUCACCGCCCGGGACAACGGCAUCCCCCAGAAGUCAGACACCACCUCCCUGGAGAUCCUGAUCCUGGACGCCAAUGACAACGCGCCCCGCUUCCUGCGGGACUUCUACCAGGGCUCCGUCUUCGAAGAUGCACCGCCAUCCACCAGUGUGCUCCAGGUCUCCGCCACGGACCGGGACUCUGGCCCCAACGGCCGUCUGUUAUACACCUUCCAGGGCGGGGACGAUGGCCACGGGGACUUCUACAUUGAGCCCACAUCCGGCGUCAUCCGCACCCAGCGGCGGCUGGACCGGGAGAACGUGGCCGUGUACAGCCUCCGGGCGCUGGCGGUGGACCGCGGCAGCCCCGCGCCGCUGAGCGCCUCGGUGGAUAUCCAGGUGACCGUGCUGGACAUCAACGACAACCCCCCUGUGUUCGAGAGGGAUGAGCUGGAGCUCUUUGUGGAAGAGAACCGCCCGGUGGGGUCAGUGGUGGCCAGGAUCCGAGCCAAUGACCCCGACGAGGGGCCCAACGCCCAGAUCAUGUACCAGAUUGUGGAGGGCAACGUGCCCGAGGUCUUCCAGCUGGACCUGCUCAGCGGCGACCUGCGUGCCCUGGCCGAUCUGGACUUUGAGGUGCGGCGGGAGUAUGUGCUGGUGGUCCAGGCCACAUCAGCGCCACUGGUCAGCCGGGCCACCGUACGGGUGCGCCUGCUGGACCAGAACGACAACCCGCCGGUGCUGCCCGACUUCCAGAUCCUCUUCAACAACUACGUCACCAACAAGUCCAACAGCUUCCCCAGCGGCGUCAUCGGCCGCAUCCCGGCCCACGACCCCGACCUCUCCGACAGCCUCCGCUACAGCUUCCUGCAGGGCAACGAACUGCGGCUGCUACUGCUGGACCCAGCCUCUGGCGAGCUGCAGCUCAGCCGAGACCUGGACAACAACCGGCCGCUCGAAGCGCUCAUGGAGGUGUCCGUGACGGACGGCGUCCACAGCGUCACGGCCCUGUGCACACUGCGCGUCACCAUUAUCACGGACGACAUGCUGACCAACAGCAUCACUGUCCGCCUGGAGAACAUGUCGCAGGAGCGCUUCCUGUCGCCGCUGCUGGGCCUCUUCGUGGAGGGCGUGGCGGCCGUGCUGGCCACCGCCAAGGACGACGUCUUCGUCUUCAACGUCCAGAACGACACGGACGUGAGCGCCAACAUCCUGAACGUGACCUUCUCGGCGCUGCUGCCCGGCGGCGGGCGCGGCCGCUUCUUCCCGUCGGAGGAGCUGCAGGAGCACAUUUACCUGAACCGCACGCUGCUCACGGCCAUCUCGGCCCAGCGCGUGCUGCCCUUCGACGACAACAUCUGCCUGCGCGAGCCCUGCGAGAACUACAUGAAGUGCGUGUCCGUGCUGCGCUUCGACUCCUCCGCGCCCUUCCUCAGCUCCACCACCGUGCUCUUCCGCCCCAUCCACCCCAUCACCGGCCUGCGCUGCCGCUGCCCGCCCGGCUUCACCGGCGACUUCUGCGAGACCGAGAUCGACCUCUGCUACUCCAGCCCCUGCGGCCCCCACGGCCGCUGCCGCGCCCGGGAGGGUGGCUACACCUGCGAGUGCCUGGACGACCACACGGGGGAGCACUGUGAGGUGGACGUGCGCUCCGGCCGCUGCGCCAGUGGGGUGUGCAAGAACGGGGGCACCUGCGUCAACCUGCUCAUCGGCGGCUUCCACUGCGUGUGCCCGCCCGGGGAGUACGAGAAGCCCUUCUGUGAGGUGACCACCCGGAGCUUCCCGCCCCGGUCCUUCGUCACCUUCCGCGGCCUGCGGCAGCGCUUCCACUUCACCAUUGCCCUCACGUUUGCCACCCGAGACCUGAACGCGCUGCUGCUCUACAACGGCCGCUUCAACGAGAAACACGACUUCAUCGCCCUGGAGAUCGUGGAGGGGCAGGUGCAGCUCGUCUUCUCUGCAGGUGAGACCACCACCACGGUGGCGCCACAGGUGCCUGGCGGCGUGAGUGAUGGGCGCUGGCACUCAGUGCAGGUGCACUACUACAACAAGCCUCACAUCGGCCGCCUGGGGCUGCCCCAUGGGCCAUCUGGGGAGAAGGUGGCAGUGGUCACCGUGGAUGACUGCGACAGCACUGUGGCCGUGCGCUUCGGCAACUACGUCGGGAACUACAGCUGUGCCUCCCAGGGCACUCAGAGCGGCUCCAAGAAGUCCCUGGACCUGACGGGCCCCCUUCUCCUGGGGGGCGUCCCCAACCUGCCUGAGGCCUUCCCAGUGCACAACCGGCAGUUCGUGGGCUGCAUGCGGAACCUCUCCAUCGACGGCAAGACCACGGACCUGGCCGGCUUCAUUGCCAACAAUGGCACCAGGGCAGGCUGUACUGCCAAGAGGAACUUCUGUGAGGGUACCUGGUGUCAGAAUGGGGGCACGUGUGUCAGCAGGUGGAGCACAUACCUGUGCUUGUGCCCGCUCCGCUUCGGCGGGAAGAACUGUGAGCAAGCUAUGCCCCACCCCCAGCACUUCAGCGGCGAGAGCUUGGUGUCCUGGGGAGACCUGGCCAUCACCAUCUCAGUGCCCUGGUACCUGGGGCUCAUGUUCCGGACACGGAAGGCAGGCGGUGUGCUGAUGGACGCCUCGGCUGGCCUGUCCUCCAGGCUGCUGCUGCAGAUCCGGGAUCAUUACGUCCAGUUCGAGGUGUCCCACGGCCCCUCCGACACGGCGUCCACAGCGCUGUCCCGGACCCGCGUGACGGACGGGGAGUGGCACCACCUGCUGAUAGAGCUGCAGAGCGCCAAGGAGGGCAAGGACAUCAAGUACCUGGCAGUCCUGACGCUGGACUAUGGCAUGGACCAGAGCACCGUGCAGAUCGGGAACCAGCUCCCCGGGCUGAAGAUGAGGAGCGUUGUAGUGGGGGGCCUGUCUGAGGACAAGGUGACCGUGCACCGAGGCUUCCGGGGCUGCAUGCAGGGAGUGAGGAUGGGGGAGACGUCCACCAACAUCGCCACCCUGAACAUGGACGAUGCCCUCAAGGUCAGGGUGAAGGAGGGCUGCGAGCUGCCCAGCCCCUGCGCCUCCAGCCCCUGCCCUGCCCAUAGCCGCUGCCAAGACGCCUGGGACAGCUACUCCUGCGUCUGCGACAGAGGAUACUUCGGGCGGAGGUGUGUGGACGUGUGUCACCUGAACCCCUGCGAGCAUGUGUCAGCCUGUGUGCACACGCCCAGCUCCCCCCGGGGCUAUGCGUGUGAGUGCGGGCCGGGCCACUACGGACCGUACUGUGAGAACAGAGCCGACCUGCCUUGCCCCCGAGGCUGGUGGGGCAGCCCCGUCUGCGGCCCCUGCGACUGCGCCGUCAGCAAGGGCUUUGACUCCAACUGCAACAAGACCAGCGGGCAGUGCCGGUGCAAGGAGAACCACUACAAGCCCCCUGAGCAGGACGCCUGCCUGCCCUGCGACUGCUUCCCCUACGGCGCCCACAGCCGCGCCUGUGAUGCAGACACCGGGCAAUGCUCCUGCAAGCCGGGCGUCGUCGGGCGCCAGUGCAACCGCUGCGACAACCCCUUCGCGGAGGUCACCACGCUGGGCUGUGAAGUGGUCUACAGUGGCUGUCCCAGGGCAUUCGAGGCUGGCAUCUGGUGGCCACAGACCAAGUUUGGGCAGCCAGCGGCCGUGCCGUGCCCCAAGGGUUCCUCAGGCACGGCAGUGCGGCACUGCAGCGUGGAGAAGGCCUGGCUGCCCCCUGAACUCUUCAACUGCACCUCCGCAGCCUUCUUGGAGCUCAAAGUCAUGAACGAGAAGCUGGGCCGCAACGAGACGCAGCUGGACGGGGCGAGCUCCGUGGGCCUGGCGAAGGCGCUGUGGAACGCCACGCAGCACGCGGGCACCAUGUCCGGCAGCGACCUACGCGCCGCCUACCAGCUGCUGGCCCGUGUCCUGCAGCACGAGAGCGGGCAGCAGGGCUUCGACCUGGCGGCCACGCGGGACGCCAGCUUCCACGAGGAUGUGGUGAGUGCAGGCAGCGCCCUCCUGGCCCCGGCCACCAGGCCCGCCUGGGAGCAGCUGCAGCGCAGUGAAGGCGGCGUGGCCCACCUGCUGCAGCACUUCGAGGCCUAUUUCAGCACCGUGGCGCCCAAUGUCCGUCGGACCUACCUGCGGCCCUUCAUCCUCGUGACGCCCAACAUGAUCCUGGCCGUGGACGUCGUCGACAAGUCCAACUUCACGGGCGCCCAGGUGCCGAGGUUCCAGGACCUUCGCCAGGAGUACCCCCAGGAACUGGGCUCCUCCGUCGUCUUCCCCGCCGACUUCUUCUCACAGGCCGAGAGGCAGAAAGGCCCCACAGCGAGGCCCCCCAGCCGGAAGCCCCCCGAGUGGCCCAGCACCGAGAGGACAAGGAGAGCCCCAGAGGAGCCUGGCCAGUUUGCCAUCGCCCUGGUCAUCAUUUACCGGACUCUGGGGCAGCUGCUGCCUGAGCACUAUGACCCCGACCGCCGCAGCCUCAGGCUGCCCAGCCGGCCAGUCAUCAACACAGCGGUGGUGAGCACAGCCCUGUACAGUGAGGGCCGGGCGCUCCCCAGCCCCCUGGCGCAGCCCAUCUUGGUGGAGUUCCCCCUGCUGGAGACGGAGGAGCGCACCAAGCCCACCUGCGUGUUCUGGAAUCAUUCCAUGCCCAUUGGCGGUGGGAUGGGAGGCUGGUCGGCCAAGGGCUGCGAACUCCUGUCCCGGAACCGGACCCACGUGGCCUGCCACUGCGACCACCUGGCCAGCUUCGCGGUGCUCAUGGACGUGUCCCGGCGCGAGCAUGGCGAGGUCCUGCCUCUGAAGAUCGUCACCUACGCCGCCCUGUGCUUGUCACUGAUGGCCCUGCUGGUGGCCUUCGUCCUGCUGACGCUGGUCCGGACGCUGCGCUCCAACCUGCACAGCGUCCACAAGAACCUUGCCGCUGCCCUCUUCUGCUCCCAGCUGGUCUUCGGGGUUGGGAUCAACCAGACGGAGAACCCGUUCGUGUGCACGGUGGUGGCCAUCAUCCUGCACUACGGGCACAUGAGCUCCUUCGCCUGGACCUUCGUGGAGGGCCUGCACGUCUACCGCAUGCUAACCGAGGCCCGAAACAUCGACACGGGGCCCAUGCGCUUCUACUACGUGGUGGGCUGGGGUGUCCCCGCUGUCAUCGUCGGGCUGGCAGUGGGCCUGGACCCCCAGGGCUACGGGAACCCCGACUUCUGCUGGCUGUCCCUCAGAGACACCCUCAUCUGGAGCUUGGCUGGGCCCAUCGGGGCAGUGAUCAUCGUCGACACAGGCCUCUUUGUGCUGUCCGCCAGGGUGGCCUGCCUGAGGAAGCGCCACUACUAUGAGAGGAAGGGUGUCGUCUCCCUGCUAAGGACCUCCUUCCUGCUGCUGCUGCUGGUCAGCGCCACCUGGCUGCUGGGGCUGCUGGCCGUGAACCAGGACGGGCUGGCCUUCCACUACCUCUUCGCUGUCUUCAGCUGCUUACAGGGCCUCUUCGUGCUCCUCUUCCACUGCGUGCUCAGCAGGGAGGUCCGAAAGCACCUGAGGGGGCUGCUCUCGGGCAAGAAGCCGCACCCAGACGACUCAGCCACCACGCGGGCCACGCUGCUGACGCGCUCCCUUGACUGUAACCACACAUACAGCGAGGAACCGAACAUGUACCGCACGGCCCUGGGAGAGUCCACCGCCUCGCUGGACAGCACCCUGAGGGACGAAAUGGCCCAGAAGCACAGCGCACCCUCGGGGCCAGUGAGGGGCAGUCACGGGGAGCCCUCAGCACCCUUUGCCCACAGGAACACCAAGAAGUCCCAUGGCCGAGACUCCGACUCGGACAGCGAGCUCUCUCUGGACGAGCAGAGCAGUUCCUAUGCCUCUUCCCACUCGUCCGACAGUGAGGACGAAGGUGUGGAGGCUGAGGACCAGUGGGACCCUGCCACGCCCCAGGCCCGUGGCCAAGGCCCUGUCCACAGCACCCCCAAAGUGGACCCUGCAGCCAAUCACAUUGAUGCUGACUGGCCGGACGGGAGUCUGGCUGGAAGUGAUGGGGAGGAGCCGGGCGAGAAGCCCCGCCUGAAGGUGGAGACCAAGGUCAGCGUGGAGAUGCACCCAGAGCGGCCAGCUGGCCCGCUGCCACCUCCACACACAGAGCAGAGGAAAGGCAUCUUGAAAAACAGGGUCACCUACCCUCCCCCACUGACCGAGAAGACCCCAAAGGCCCGACUGCGGGACAAGCUGGCCGACGGGGACCAGAGCUCCUCACCGACGUCCUCGCUGGGCUCCCGUGAUGGGGGUUCUCGUGCCCCCCUGGACUGCGGUGUCACACUCAAAAGCCCGCCGCCCCGGGAGCCGGUGCGGGAGCACCUCAAUGGGGUGGCCAUGCACGUGCGGGCCGGAAGUGCCCAGGCCAACGGUGCCGACUCUGAAGGCAGUAACGAAACUUCAAUUUGAACCAUCAGGAAACCCUGAGGUGAGGCCAUCACUCCGAGUGGGCAGUCCAUGGCCUUCCAGUGAGGCCGGCCCUGGGUGGGGGACCCCCGAAGUGGCAGCCCUGCGGCCUCUGCCAGCCAGGUGCAUGAGCCCAUCGGACCCCGUGACAAGUGCCAAAGGCCACACAGGCGUGAGGGCGACGUCCUCAGGCGGGACAGAGCUGCACCAGGAUGCUGGCCCGCCAGAAAACGCUCAUAGCAGGGGGCCACCUGCCCAGGCCGUCACCUGCCAGGGCUCAGAGGCACAGGACAGGCACAGGAAGGGCAAGGGUCCAUCCGCCUGAGCGGGCACCCAGGCCCACAGUGGCAGCAACCUCCUGCCUGCAUGGCUGCUCCAAGAAGGUGCAGGUGCUUGGAGACCCCGCGGGCUGUUGGGCGGUUUGUACCGAGUGUGGACACAGACACUGUGGACCGGGCGCUUGCCAAAGAGAGAUUGCACAGUCGCCCGUGGGCCGAGAACAGACAGCCGGCCGGUCAGAGACUGGGACAGCCUGGCUGCGACGUCAGGACAUGGCUGACGGACCUCCGCACCGGCUGCCUCCUGCGCUGCGCUAGUGUGCAGCGUGCUCCGCUCCUCCAGCACCGCGGACCUGGGCCUGUGGACUGGUGACCUGCGACUGGUGACCCUCUAGGCAGCUCCAGGAUUGUCACUCCUGAGCCUCGAUGACAAGCUUAGCCAGUUAACUCUCAGGCCCUAUCGGGCCUCCUGGGCCUCCCAGGCUCUCAGGCCCUAUUGGGCCUCCCGGGACCCUGCCCCCUCCCCUCUGCAUGGCCAGCAGAUGGGCACAGCCUUUCUCCCCUGCUCCCCUUCACACGCGCCCACCUGAGGCCCGGGGCCUCCCCAGGCGUCACACUAGUGGCUGCCAACUUCUCAGCUCUGACGUUCCCAGGACCUAGGGUUGGCUGGAGGCCACCCCCCAGCCCCCUCCAUCCCUGGGGCUGACCAAUUACUUCUUUUCGCUUCAAAUGGCCAAUUGUGCCAAGGGACAAAGCCAGAGUCACACUUUUCAUGGGUGACCACACUGUCUUGGAAACCCACACCAACCAAGGACCAGCUGGGACUGUCCUGGGCUCGGCAGGCACCCCAGGGGCUGUGGCACAGGGCCCAGAGCCUUUCAGACAGGGUUUCUCUUGGGUUGCCUUUGUUCCCCGCUACGGUGCCCACCCGCCUGAGCAGAAGCAGCUGCUGACGCCCGUGAAUCGCGGCAGACCAAGUCCGGGCGCGCACACCGUGCGCUGGCGCUGAGGGCAGUGUAUCCCAGUGAGAGCCCGCAGGCUGUGCUCCUGAGCUCAGCUCACGGCAGGAUGAGAUCAGCAUCUGCUCCUCGGCCUCCGGACUUCAUCACAAAUGUGCCUUCAGGGCGUGCGGCCAGGGGAGGACGCUCACCGCCCAGGAGACGUCUGCUCAGUGAAGAGCCGUCUGUGCUUGUCCUUAAACCUGCCCCUCUGGACUGGCUGCACCCUGCCCCGUGAGGUGUGGUUCCUGUUUGACUGGUUGAGAACUGUUACCAAAAAAACCCAAACCAUUGUCUUUUUUUAUUAAGACAGAAUUUAAACCUAUUUUUAUGACUUAAAACUUUAUGAGAGAUUAGACACUGGAGGCUUUUUUUUUAAACAAAUGUAUAUUUAUUAAUGUUCAGAACACUGGAAUUGAGAAGAGUCUACAAUAAAUUAAGAUUUUUGAA